AUGGCGCGGACACCACCCUCCCUUUCGCUAUUGCUAUGUGCAAUAUUCGUCUUCGCCUCGCGCGUCCUCGCCGUCUCGGCCGUCCUGGGCAUUGACCUGGGCACCGAAUACAUCAAGGCUGCCCUGGUCAAGCCGGGCAUCCCCCUCGAGAUCGUUCUGACCAAGGACUCCAGGAGGAAAGAGACCUCCGCCGUCGCCUUCAAGCCUUCCCACAAUGGCCCCAAGCAGGGCUCCUACCCCGAGCGCGUCUACGGCGCGGACGCCAUGGCUCUCGCCCCGCGCUUCCCCGGCGACGUCUUCCCAAACCUGAAGCCCCUCCUGGGCCUGCCCAUGGACAGCGCCGAGGUCAAGGAGUACGCUAAGCGCCACCCGGCCCUGCAGCUACAGGCUCACAAGCUGCGCGGCACUGCUGCGUUCAAGAGCGCCGGUGCCUUCUCGCCUGAGGAAGAGGCUUGGCUGGUCGAGGAGCUGCUGGCUAUGGAGCUGGCUAGCAUCCGGAGCAACGCUGAGGAAAUGGCCAAGGGUCCUGUGCGGUCGGCCGUCCUGACCGUCCCGCCGUUUUAUACGAUCGAGGAGAAGCGCGCUACCGAGGUGGCUGCCGAGCUGGCUGGUUUCAAGGUGCUGGGUCUGAUUAGCGACGGUCUGGCCGUUGGCCUGCACUAUGCGACUAGCCGGCAGUUCCCGAAUAUCAAUGAGGGUGGCAAGCCGGAGUACCAUAUGGUGUUUGAUAUGGGUGCUGGGUACACCAAGGCGACUGUGCUCAAGUUCCAGAGCCGGACCGUCAAGGAUGUUGGCAAGUUCAACAAGACCGUUCAGGAGGUCUUUGUCCUGGGCAGCGGCUGGGAUCGGUCCCUCGGCGGUGAUGCUCUCAACUACCUGAUUGUGGACGACAUGAUCGCAAAGUUCGUCGAUUCGCCAAGUGCCAAGCAGGCCGGUGUGUCGGCCGAUGAUGUCCGGGCUCACGGCCGUACUAUUGCCAAGCUGACCAAGGAUGCUGAGCGCGUCCGCCACAUCCUCAGCGCCAACCAGGAUGCCUCGGCCAGUUUCGAGGGUCUCUACAACGAUGUUGACUUCAGGUACACCAUCACUCGCUCUACCUUCGAAGAGAUGGCCGCUGGCCACGCUGAGCGGGUCGGCAUCGCUGUCCAGAACGCCAUCACCGCGGCCGGCGUCGAGCUCAAGGACCUUGACUCGGUCAUCCUCCAUGGCGGUGCUUCUCGCACCCCCUUCGUUCAGAAGGAGCUCCAGAAGGUCAUUGGCGGCGCCGACAAGAUCCGCACCAACGUUAACUCGGACGAGGCCGCCGUCUUCGGCGCCGGCUUCCGCGCUGCCGAGCUCAGCCCCAGCUUCCGUGUCAAGGAGAUUCGCGUCCACGACGUGGCUACCUACCCGGCUGGCAUGAAGUGGCAGACCGAUGACGGCAAGCCGAAGCAGCAGAUCCUGUGGCAGGCUUCGUCCCACCUUGGUGCCCCUGCCAAGGAAGUCACCUUUAAGAAGCGCGAGGAUUUCAAGGUUACUUUCUACCAGGUUGUCCCUGCGCUUGCGUCGGACGCGGGCACCGUGGAGGCCGAGACCAAGGUGCUCUCCACUACGAACCUGACUGCUACCGUGGCUGAGCUUGUCGACAAGCACAAGUGCAACAAGGAUGAUGUGCGCGUCAAGGUUGGUGCUCGUCUGACAAGCGAGAACGGCGAAGUGGAUGUGACCAAGGUUACGGUUGAGUGCGAGGUUGAGAUCGCCGAGAAGGAGGGCUUUGUGGAUGGCGUCAAGAACCUUUUUGGUUUUGGCAAGAAGGACAAGGAUCAGCAGGUCAUGAAGGACGAUGCGUCGUCCUCAUCUGAUUCUGAGAGCUCUUUGACCUCCGGGUCUUCCGCUUCGUCUACGACCUCGACUUCCAGCUCUCCAUCUUCCUCGGAGACGGCUGCCACUGCGUCUGCCGAUGCCGGCUCCUCUUCUAAGAAGAAGGAGCUCGUCGUCAUCCCCAUCAAGUUCACUCUGGAGAAGGCCGGUGUUCCUUACCUCCCUAAGGCCGACUUGGCUACCCUCAAAGACCGUCUCAAAGCCUUCGAUGCGUCGGACAAGGCUCGCAGGCAGCGUGAGGAGGCCCUGAACCAGCUUGAGCCCUAUACCUACAAGGUCCGCGAUCUCAUCGAGAAGGAGGACUUUAUCACCCACUCGACCGCCGAAGAGCGGGCCAAGUUGGAGAAGAUGGUCAGCGAGACAAGCGACUGGCUCUACGGAGACGGUGCCGACGCCGCCAAGGAGGUGCUUAAGGCUCGCCUCAAGGACCUCAAAGCCAUCGUGGAGCCCGUCGAGCGCAGGAUUGACGAGGCUGCCAAGCGUCCCGAGCUCAUCAAGGGCCUCCAGGAGGCUCUCAACGGCACCAAGACCUUUUUGGCCGACAUUAAGAAGCAGAUUGCGGACUACGAAGCCUUCCAGGCUGCCAAGGCCGCGGCUGAGUCUGCCGCUUCCUCUGGUCCUGACUCUGCUUCCUCGACCUCCACCGGCACUGACAUUCUUAGCACCACUCCUGCCCCGUCAGCCACUCCCACGGGUGAAUUCGACGGCCUCGAAGACAACGCGAGCAGCGUCUCGGCAGCCAAGUCGUCCGUUCACCCAGUCCAGGCCAACAUGGAGUACCUGGCCAAGCAGCGCGGCCCUGUCCCCCCACUGUACACGCUGGAGGAUUUGAAGGAGACAGAGGAACUUCAGGCGCAGAUCAGCAAGUGGCUCGAGGAGAAGCUCGCCCAGCAGGAAAAGCUGGGCCCGACGGAUGACCCCGUCCUGCUGGUCAAGGACCUGACCGAUAGGAGAGAGAAGCUGGACAAGGCGGGGGUGGAGCUGGCCAUGAAGGCGGUGAGGAACUACGAGAAGAAGAAGGAGGGCGAGAAGAAGGGGAGAAGAAGAGCAAGAAGAAGAACGGGAAGGAAUCGACGAGCUCGGCGGGCGACGGUGAAGUUUGAGGAGGGUAAGGUGCCGACACAGGAGGAGAUUGAUGACAUGUUAAAGGAGUUUUUGAAGGAGGCUGAGGAGACUAAGAAGGCGGAGCAGCAACAGCAGCAGCAGCAGCAGAAGGAGGAGGAGGAAGAGAAGAAGGGUCAUGAUGAGCUAUAA
Thermochaetoides thermophila DSM 1495 is the source of this 3114-nucleotide messenger RNA. RefSeq names its product heat shock protein 70-like protein. The record is from RefSeq and is a predicted model, not a curated record. Gene Ontology annotation, molecular function: ATP-dependent protein folding chaperone; ATP binding. Bases 1 to 3114 code for a protein of 1037 amino acids. The transcript is spliced from 2 exons. NCBI's taxonomy places the organism in Eukaryota, Fungi, Ascomycota, Sordariomycetes, Sordariales, Chaetomiaceae. Gene Ontology annotation, biological process: cellular response to hypoxia; endoplasmic reticulum unfolded protein response; negative regulation of hypoxia-induced intrinsic apoptotic signaling pathway. Gene Ontology annotation, cellular component: endoplasmic reticulum chaperone complex.